AUGACUUCUACUCUCAAACAAAUAUCUAAAAAAAAUAUCUUCAAUAUAUUAAAGUGUAUUUAUAAUUCUGGAUAUCCAAAUAAUAUUAAAUUGAGAAGUUAUUCUAUCUACUCACAAGCAAUACUUUUUUCUCAUUUAUUAAUAAAUAAAAAUUUUAAAUCUAUUAUUUCAUAUUCAACAGCUAAUGAUAACAUUAAUCAAUCAAAUAAUAUACCUAACAAAUCUUAUAAACUCAAUGAAAAUAGUAAUACAUCUAUUAUAAAUAUUAACAAUACUAAUAACAAUAUAAUAGAAGAAAAUAUAAAUAAUAACAAAUUAAUACAUCUAAUGAAAGUUCCAUCUGUUGGUGAUACAAAUAUACAUGGAAUACUAACUGAAUGGAAAGUUUUAGAAGGUAGUCAAGUUAUUGAAGAUCAAAUUAUAUGUACAAUAGAAACUGAAGAAGUAACUAUUGAUAUUCAUUCUGAAGUAUCUGGGAAUAUUAUUAAACGUCAUAUAGAUAUAGGGAAAAAAGUUGAAGCUGGAGAAGAUCUUAUAGAUAUUGAAGUAAGUAAACCAUCUAAAACUUUAAAUAUAGUAGAAACUAUAUCAAAUACCCCUACAAAUACGAAUCUUUCAUAUAUGCCUAAGAUAUGCUUUGAACACAAGAUUAGUAAAGAACUUAAAUCAAAAAUAGAUACACCCUCACAUAAGAUAGGUAUAAAAAAAAUAGACAGUUCUAAACAUGAGCAAAUCUCUGAUAAUAAUAUUUCACUUUUAAAAAGGAAAGAGUUUACUGAAGAGGAAAUAGAAUUGGCAAAUUUGGGUACAAUAGAUAAAUAA
Molecule: messenger RNA, 822 nt
Organism: Cryptosporidium muris RN66
Lineage: Eukaryota; Apicomplexa; Conoidasida; Eucoccidiorida; Cryptosporidiidae
Product: biotin-requiring domain-containing protein
Exons: 1
Coding region: 1-822 (273 amino acids)
Source: RefSeq, a predicted model, not a curated record